This is a messenger RNA of Coffea arabica (coffee), 660 nucleotides long. RefSeq lists its product as uncharacterized. NCBI's taxonomy places the organism in Eukaryota, Viridiplantae, Streptophyta, Magnoliopsida, Gentianales, Rubiaceae. The record is from RefSeq and is a predicted model, not a curated record.
AUGUCCACUCGGGCGACUGAGGAAUAUCUGGGCAUGGUUGCCACGAAGCUUCAGUUCCAACAACAACAUCUGCCUUUUACUUAUUUGGGAGCACCAAUCUCAAGAGGAAAGUCCAGAUGCCUUCUUUUUUAUGCUAUUGUUGCACGGAUACGGGACCGUCUGUGCCAUUGGAGCUCGAGACUUCUUUCGUCUUGGGGAAAGCUAAUAUUGCUGCGCCAUGUGCUCAUCUUUAUGCCUAUGUUUUUGCUGCAGGUGUUGGACCCGCCGCAAGCAGUGCUAGCAAAGUUGGGCAGGAUCUGUAAUAGUUUCUUAUGGGAUAAAGACAUUCGGUCCAAGAGCAUACACUGGGUGUCUUGGGAGAAGCUUUGCUAUCCAACGGAGGAAGGAGGACUAGGUUUUGCUCCUUCGCGGACAUAUGUUCUGCCUUCGCUUGUAAACUUUGGUGGCGGUUACAAAAGAGCGAUUCAAUUUGGGUGGAAUUUAUGUAUUCCAAGUAUAUCAAGGGGUGCCAUCCUACCCAAGCGCAGGUCUCCAAGCCUUCUCCGUCAUGGAGACGGUUGGCGAGCAUUAGAGACAUUGUGGAACAAAACAUUAGGUGGUGUGUGGGCAAAGGCUUUGUGGACUUUUGGUACAAUCGGUGGCUUCUUGAUUCUCCAUUAG